AAAAAGAAAUGGCGGCUCAAUCAAAAUGGUGAAGACUGCUGCUCUGGCUCGAUCUCGUACGGAAAUACCGGAAUUCUGAUGUCUGGACAUGUGUGUAUGGAAUAUGCAAUGGAUUUCUAUUUCUCCACACUAUGGCAAGAUCAAAGUCCUUCCGUCAACAAAUCUUGUGCAUCUGCAAGCGACUUAGUCUGUACAUAUUGUAAACCUGCAACGCUUUUAAUUUGUCAGGAUUUGUGGUACAGUGAUCUGUGAAGGCAAUACAUUUCCAGAAUUUUACUUCUACGAAUUGCAUUGGAAUGCAUAAAAGACAAAUGAAAUGAUAAAUUCCACCAUCGAACAGUCCAGGUGAGCCAGGUACAUUGUAGUUGGCAUAAUUAUUUGGGUUAUACCUGGACAUUUAAGGAUUUCCCAUCCAAUGUUGAUUUGGACGAAUUGCUUGAGGAUAUCUUUGUGCACCUACCUCACUAUGGCACGGGGACAUGCAACCAAGGUUCUGAAUGUAGCUGAGAAGAAUGAUGCUGCCAAGUCAAUAGCUGAUGUCAUGUCUAGGGGCAGAUACAAUAGGAGAGAGGGUUUCUCAAAGUUCAACAAGAUAUAUGAAUAUGACUACAGUCUACUGAAUCAGCAAUGUGAGAUGACCAUGACAUCUGUCUCGGGGCAUCUCUUGAACUAUGAAUUUGCUCUAGCCUAUCAGAAAUGGCAUUCAUGCAACCCAGUAGCCCUUUUUGAUGCCCCUGUGCAGAAAGGCUGUCCAGAUAAUUAUAGAGAUAUCAAGAGAACGUUAGAGAGAGAAGCAAGAUCUGCUGAUGUCCUUGUCAUUUGGACUGAUUGUGAUAGGGAAGGGGAGAAUAUCGGCUAUGAGGUCAUUGAUGUCUGCAGAGCAGUGAAACCCAGACUGGAUGUGUACCGAGCAAGAUUCUCAGAGAUCACUCCGCAAUCAAUCUCCCGUGCCUGUGCAAACCUUGCCAGACCCGAUGAGCGUGUUUCACAAGCAGUGGAUGUCAGGCAGCAGCUUGACCUUAGGAUAGGUGCUGCUUUCACUCGGUUCCAGACCCUACGUCUCCAGAAAGUCUUUCCCGAUCUUCUGCAGAACCAGCUCAUCAGUUUUGGCUCCUGCCAGUUCCCUACUCUAGGUUUUGUUGUGGAGCGCUACAAGCAGGUUGAGGCCUUCAUUCCAGAGACAUUCUACAAGAUCAAAGUUACUCAUAAGACUGAAGAUGGACUAGUAGAAUUCAACUGGAAGAGGCAUAGGUUAUUUGAUCAGCUGGCCUGUCAAGUCUUCUAUGAAAUCUGCACUGAGAACCCUCUUGCAACUGUAGUUGAUGAGCGUAGUAAACCAAAGAGUAAAUGGAGACCACUACCUCUUGAUACUGUGGAACUUGAGAAGCUUGCUGCCCGUAAACUGAAGAUAAGUGCUCAGCAAGCCAUGAAGAUAGCUGAAAAACUCUAUACUCAGGGAUUCAUCAGCUACCCCCGUACAGAAACCAAUAUAUUUCCUAAGGAACUCAAUCUAGUUCCACUGAUAGAGAAGCAGACACAGGAUCCUCAGUGGGGAGGUUUUGCAGGCAACCUCCUCCAGCAAGGGCCAAACCCACGGCAGGGUAAGAAGACCGACCACGCCCAUCCCCCCAUCCACCCUACCAAGUACACCGGCACACUACAGGGCAAUGAACAGAGGGUCUAUGAGCUAGUAGUAAGACAUUUCCUCGCUUGCUGUUCACAGGAUGCCCAAGGUAAAGAGACCAUUGUCAAUAUAACGAUCGCUGAAGAGGAGUUCACUGCUACUGGACUAAUGAUAAUAGCUAGGAACUACCUGGAUGUCUACCCGUACGAUAAGUGGAACGCCAAGAUCAUCCCAGUUUAUGACAGAGGACAAACCUUUGAACCAACUUCAAUUGAGAUGAUUGAUGGUCAAACUCAAGCCCCUCCCCUUCUCACUGAAGCUGAUCUUAUUACUCUCAUGGAUAAGCAUGGCAUUGGCACUGAUGCGACACACGCAGAGCACAUCGAGACCAUCAAGUCUCGGCUGUAUGUAGGAGUGCGUCCCGACGGCCGCUUUGUGCCCGGGGAGCUCGGCAUGGGAUUGUGUGAAGGCUAUGAUAACAUGGGCUACGAGCUUUCUAAACCGAACCUCAGAGCAGAACUGGAAUCAGAUCUUAAAAGAAUAUGCGAUGGACAGAAGAACCCGGAUAAUGUUCUUGCUCAACAAGUCGAGAAAUACAAGCAAGUUUUCAUCGAGGCUGCAAGAAAGGCGACCAUGUUAGACAGUGCAUUAGAACAGUAUUUGGGCCAGCCUGCUCAGUCCCACAAUGCAACAACAUUCCAGGUGAGUGCGCCCUCCAUUGUCAGGAAAUGUCCGCACUGUAACGAGUCAAUGACCCUGAAGGAGAGGAAAGCCGGUGGAUGGAUGGUCAGCUGUAUGGGGUACCCAGGAUGCAAAGCGGCCGUCUGGUUCCCGGCCGUCAUAGAGUCUGCCGAGGUUUCCGAUACAGUCUGUCAGCAGUGUCGGCCUGGACCAGUCAAUAAGAUCAAGUUCAAGUUCAAGAGAGGAUCUGUACCCCCUAUGAUACCGCUUGAAUAUGAAGGAUGUAUUGGAGGGUGUGACACAACACUUAAAGAUGUCUUGGAUCUCAAUCUAUCUUACCUUAGACCAAGAGAUCAGAGUAGUCAAGCUCUUGGCAACAGAACUGUAAACAGAGGAGGAGGUGGUGGUGGUGGUGGAAGAGGAGGUGCUGGAGGAGGAAGAGGAGGAGGUCUAGGAAGAGGGGGAGGUACGGGUGGAGGAUUUAAGAACAGCACUGGAAGAGGAGGAGGAAGAGGUGGAUUUGUAGAUGGAAGCUCUUUAGACAUGGAUGAUGAAGCUUCACAUUGGUUUGACUCUGGUAGCGCUCCAUCGUCAUCUUCAUCAUCUACUAGAAAUGUACAGUUUGGAAACUCGAGAGGGGGAAGAGGAGGAGGAGGAGGAGGAGGAGGAGGAGGAGGAUGGAAUAAUAAUUCUUCCUCAUCAAGAUCGUACUCUACAUCCUUUGGAAAUGAUACUGCAAGGACUCCUUUAGCUCAAAUUCCAGCAAGGAAUGGUAAUAGAAACAGUGGAAGUACAAGUAAUGCUGUGGUGUGUAGCUGUGGUCAAGAUGCUGUUCAACUCACAGUGAGGAAAGAGGGUCCGAAUCAAGGUCGACAGUUCUUUAAAUGCCAAUCAGGAGGAUGCAACUUUUUCCUCUGGUCUGAAGAAAACACAGAGAACUCCUCAACACUAGGGCUGGGCAAUACAAGCUGGAACAACUCGAGUCCCUCUUUCAGUGGUGGCUUCGACACCCCUGCCACUGGCAGGAUGAGUGAUCGAUCCAGUGGCUAUGGUUCUGGUGACCAGGGUUCUUCCACUAAUGUGUGGGGGGAGGUUAUGUGCCAGUGCAAUGAUGCUGCAGUACAACGAACUGUUCAGAAGGAGGGUCCAAACCAAGGUCGUCAGUUCUAUGUGUGUGGUAAAUCAAGAGAGAAGCAAUGUUCAUACUUCCAGUGGGCUGAUGAAGAACCAAAGACCGGUGGAGGGGGAGGUGGCUUCCGUGGGGGCUCUAGAGGUGGCAGAGGAGGAGGAGGAGGUAACAGGUCAUCUUCAUUCCAAGGUGGUCGAGGUGGAAGAGGGAGAGGAAGAGGAGGAGGAGGAGGAGGUGGUGGUGAUGGAGGUGGGCAGAGCAAGAGAAGGAAACCGACAUGCAGUUUGUGUCAUGAAGAAGGUCACACUAAACGAUCAUGUCCACAGAAAUGAGUCUCCAGAUACAGAAUGAGGGACAACUCUGGAAAAUAGAAAGCAGUCAGUACUAUUACAGCUUUAAAGACAAUACAGAUUUUAAUUCAUCCUAUUGUAUAUAGUAUCCAUGUCAGUUCAGUUGACUAAAGUACCAUUUGAGAUACUUUUAUAUACUAUGCUUUGCAACUAAUGACGAGUCUCGCAGCAUCUGUAAUUCUUCCAUUUUGUACAUUGAGUCCUCACUUCAUGAAGUGUAUAGCUGUGAGGAAAUACUGUAAAAAUAUUUCAAUAUUGAUAGCACAUCUAAAAAUUUGAUUAAAAAACUAUGAAAUAUAUAUGCUGUGCUAUAUAUCACCAUAAAUGAAAUCAGGUUUUCAGUAUAUAUUACCUCAAUUGUAAAAGUGAGAAGUCAAUUGUCAGUACUUUGAGGACACAAUUAUAUUGAUAUAGUAAAUCUUAUAUAUUAAGCUU
Lytechinus variegatus (green sea urchin) is the source of this 4219-nucleotide messenger RNA. Its product is annotated as DNA topoisomerase 3-alpha-like. Gene Ontology annotation, molecular function: zinc ion binding; DNA binding; DNA topoisomerase type I (single strand cut, ATP-independent) activity. Gene Ontology annotation, biological process: DNA topological change. Gene Ontology annotation, cellular component: chromosome; nucleus. The transcript is spliced from 27 exons. The coding region runs from base 416 to 3766 and encodes 1116 amino acids. The record is from RefSeq and is a predicted model, not a curated record. Lineage: Eukaryota; Metazoa; Echinodermata; Echinoidea; Temnopleuroida; Toxopneustidae.